CUGAAAUGCAAUGUAAUCUGACCAUUAACAACCUGUUAUGGCCGGAACAAAUGAACUGUAACAUAUAAAGAAUAGCGGAAAGUCGUAAUAAUUGCAGAUGUCUCGCAACAAGGCGGGGCGGGGGUGUUUGUGAGUGGGGGGCGGGUGAAGUUUAAUCACUCUAAACUACAGGCUACAAGACCUAGCCUACUGUUUUUUUUUUUAGAAAGGGGUGGGAGGGGGAGAUGGGUGCACCCCUGCAGUAGAGUUUUCGUGCGCCACUAAACUUCCUUAAAGUUAGUUGGAGUUUCAAGCUGUUUUGAUGGGCUCAGUGUCCGCUUGAAUCUCCUACAUUUGGAUUAGUGUAUUGCCAUUUUAACUUUUUCCGAACUAUUUCAAACUCUUUUUUAGCGAAGAUGAAAAAACACACUUACUGUGGAAUACAAUGCUUUGCCUUCUGUUUUAUGUCAGCCUUUACUUUAAUUAAUGCAUCUCCGUCCAGCUUAUUUCAGGGCAGCGCUUACUCAGGCGCAGUUCACAGGCACAGGAAUAAAAACUGGUGUGCCUUUAUUGUGCAAAAGAAUGUGAGCUGCGCAGUCCAGGGAGGCGUUGGGAGCAUCCAAGAGCCUGGGGUGGCGCCCUGUCCACCGCAUCAGCCGGACUGUGAGCAACAAGUGAUGUACCACACCCGAUUCCGGCCCACAUACAGGCUUGCGUAUAAGACGGUCACUGGGCUUGAGUGGAGAUGCUGUCCAGGUUUCCAGGGCCCAGACUGCAAAGAGGUCAAAGGCUCUCCAAACAGACAAACUAUUCUGGAGCCUCAAGCUGACCGACAAGCUCAACCUGAUUUCAGAAGAUAUGCUCAAAGACCAGAACGAAGAGACUUACCCUCCCAUGACGUGAGGCGCGCGGGUGUGGAUAAGGCCCGGCUGCUGGAAGGAGAGGUCCAGAAGCUUUCUCAGGCAGUGCAGGACCUGCAGGCAGCGAUGGCAGGCAUGAGUGACCACCUGCGCACCAACCUGCAGGAGGACACCAGCAAGAUGCUCAUCACGCUCCUCAACAACAUGCGGUCUCCAGACAGCGCCAGGUCAGGUGGCACGGAGGAGAGCCCAGGGCUCCUGGACGGGCACCUGGCUGUGAGAGGCCACGUUGAAGAGCAGAGGGGCAUCGAGGAGGUGAUGGCGAGACUGGAUGGUGUGACGGACGCGUUGAAGAGUAAAGAUGAAGCCCUGGAGGAACUGCGUGGGUCCGUGUCGGGGCACAGCGACCAGAUCCGUAUGCUCAUGGACACUUCCCAGGGGCCUCCCGUUGGAGGUGCGUCGUCUCCCGACCUGGACGUGCUGCAGUCAUACAUCGACAAAAAGUUUGACAAGCUGACAAAGGAGCUCAUGGACAACAUCGAAGACAAAAUGACGCGACUGAAAAUCAACGACAGGAUUACCUCUGUGGAGAAGUCAUGCCAUGAAGAGCACCAGAACAUCUACACUACCUUGACGGAGAUGAUGGACAACAAGCACGACGACCUGAAGAGGGAGAUCAGCUCGCUGCGUCUGGACAUUGGCGUGGCAGACGGACCCAUCCUCUUCAACCGAGACGCGUCGGCUCCGCGGCAGGACGACGACGACCACAACGGCCUGCGCCUAGAAAUACAGCGGGUGGCAGAUGCCCACCGCAUGCUCAAUGCUCGGAUGGACAACGAGCUGGAGCACCUAUCCAUGCUCCAGCUGGAGGACGUGUUCGGCCCACGCAUAGAGGAGCUGGAGGACAGGAUGAACGUGACCGAGAGGAACGCGGAGCUGCACUGCCUGUUCGUCGAGGAGAAGCUGAACAAGACCAUCGCCGACGAGGUGGCAGCCCUUCGUCUGCUCAUGGAGGAACGGCUGAAUGGCAUGGAGGACCAGUUCACGACCAUGCUGGUGGAGAUGAGCAACAACUCCUUCCCUGGGAUGUUCAGCGACUCCAUGGACGCCCUGCAAACUGAGAUCACCUCUAACAAGCUCCUCAUCCAGACCUUGGAUGAUAAGAUUAAUGCCGUGGGAGGGUUAUGCCAGACAAAGGACUGCAAGCCCAGCUUGGGAGGUUUGGAUGGAAUAUUGAGAGACGUGCGACGCUCCAAGAACGAUCUGGAGGUUCUGAGCACGGAUGUCUCCGAAAAUGCUGACAAGAUCAGACAACUGGAAGGGGCUGUGGAUAGGCUGUCAGCACGGAAUCAGGUCCUCAUGAAGAAUGCACAGGAUCUCCAGAACAGGGUCAACACCUCCACGGACAGUGCCGAUCAUCUGACGACUUCUGUUGCAGAGUUGAAGGACUCCAUGAGUAAAAUCAAGCAAGACUACCAAAGUCUGAAUGCCACCUGCUGUAGACAAGGGCAAACUCUAGCACCGGGCCCCAGCGUCCACCUGGAACCUCCAAAUGGAGCCAGCGGACAACAAAUAGAGGAACUGAGGAGCGGGUUAGCGAGACUAAACUCACACGUGACAGCAGAGCUCAGUCGCUGUAAUGACAGCAAGGCCCGCACAAAUGAAGCCGUGGCUGACAUGAACGGCCGGGUGUCCAAGCUGGAGAAGAUCUGUGGAAAGGAGGAUGGUGUUCUGGGCGCGAGGGAUGGUCUGCAGAGACCCACGCUUGGCUUGUUGGAUCCAGUCCGGCAGCUGAACAGCACUGUGAAAGCUCACACGCUGGACAUCAGAAACCUGCAGAGCUCCCUGCACAACGUCCAAACGCAGCUUUCAAGCCUAGCGAAGCACAUCGUCAAAGACGCCACAGCUAAAGAACAAGUGCCUCUAAGGCCUCAGAGACCUGUGGAUCCGUCCAUCCAGAUCCCUCCGCGUCCGCCUCAAAUCAAUCAGAUCUUCACCAUCCCCAUGCGCAUACCGAUCCAGCCACGGCAGCCCGCCGUACCCCAGCAGCCGGGUCAGCCCCGACAGCCUCAGCAGCCAGGUGUACCCCGACAGCCAUCGAUGCGGCAGCCCUCGAGUCCCCUCCACCCCAACCAGCCUCCGGUGCCCCGCAGACCGGUGCUGGAGACAGGCGAGGCCGGACCCCCUGGGUAUCAGCGCAGGGUGACCGUUAGGAGAGACCAGGACUCAGGAACUUCACAAAAGCCUGUCGUAGGAUUUGCAGGUCGCCCAGGGUACCAGCCAGUAAAUCCUGUGGCCUUCAAGACAAAUCCCUUAGCAGUGUCUCAGAUGCCAUAUAAGCCUGCCGCACACAUUCCAUUUGUAACACCAGUUGCGGCACAGAGCCACAGUCCUGGAGACUCUCUCUCCUUCUCAGCUGGACUCACCAGCCAGCCGUUCUCAGGGGACUUCAGCGUCGUCCGCUUCAACAGGGUGCUGGUCAAUGACGGAGGUCACUACAACCCCAACACAGGGAUUUUCACAGUACCCAUGGAUGGUCGUUACCUAGUCACUGCUGUGCUGACGGCCCAGCGCGGGGAGCGGGUGGAGGCGGUGCUCUCCGUGUCCAAUCGCAGUGUGCAGAAGCUGGAGACGGCAGGGCAGGGCGACCUCCCCAAGACGGGCACAGACAAGGACAGAUGCACGUGCGGUGGCUCUGCAUCCUUCAGCGUCGUGCUUCCACUCCGAAAAGGCGACCGUGUGGCUGUGGUGCGAACCGCUGGAAAGCUGGCCGUCUCCGAGUCCAGGGAGAUCCUCUCCACCUUCAGCGGCAUUUUCCUCUACUCGCCUCAAUCCAGCAGAUAGCCCCGUCAGACAGCCAAGACCCCGUCAAGGCCCGUUCAUCAGGCCAGGGCUAUUCAGUUCAACUCCCUAAUCAGACUGAAGUCCAUCGUCAGGCUGGGAACAAUGCAAUAAAUCCAGCUUGGCCUCACAAAAUGGUCAAUACAGCCAACCUCCUAAAUUGAACAAUGUGUUGACACUCAGCUUUUAUUGCUUUGCUUUCACAUGAAUGUGCGCCAAAAUGGUUUAGUAUUUUGAUGUUCAUGUAUUUUUUUCUUCAUUAGAGAUCACUUAUCUCCCUAUUUUUACAAUGUAAAAAGUGGGAUUAUAUUUUAACAACUUAAAUUAACCUAUAUUUUAAUGGUGUCUUGUCUGGACUGUAAAAUUCAUUAUCUGAGCGAUUCUGACCACACUAUAGUCAUUAAGUUUGUGGUUGUAGGCAAUUUCAUAUCUGUAAAAACUAUGGUUUUACAGUGUGGCAAAAAGAGAUUGCAAAAGGACAUCAGACCCAAGUAAUAUCCUUGUCAAUUAUUCACCAUUUCUUGCAAAAGUAUGUUGUGGAUCAGUGAAACGAAACCACAACCCAUUACAGAAAACACGCAAGCAGCUCCUUCGCGAUCUUUCCAGGAACAGGGUGUGGACAGCAUUUCCCUAACCCUUCCCCAAGGAGAUCAGAUCCAUUAUUUCCACACACACUCACACACACUUACACACACUCACACACCAUAAAUGGCCACUUCUUGGAAUACUGCAUCAUAUCCAUUUGGACCUUUUCUACGGCAGUGUGAAGUCAUCUGAACGUAAUGCAACCACAGCCUCAUCUGCCAGGUAAAUGGUUGGGAAAAGACGGUGUGUAUAACAGCCUGGUAUCAGUGCAAUGACGCACAGACAGUGAAGCACCGAAGCAAGUGGUCCCAAAGGCAUUCUGUUGACAUUUGGUUCUCAGAAAAGAAAUUGAAAUGACAAUAAAAUAGUUAUUUUUAAAA
Messenger RNA from Clupea harengus (Atlantic herring), 4645 nucleotides. It is a transcript of the gene emilin2a, whose product is annotated as elastin microfibril interfacer 2a. The record is from RefSeq and is a predicted model, not a curated record. Gene Ontology annotation, molecular function: protein binding. NCBI's taxonomy places the organism in Eukaryota, Metazoa, Chordata, Actinopteri, Clupeiformes, Clupeidae.